This is a messenger RNA of Rhodotorula graminis WP1, 1434 nucleotides long. RefSeq lists its product as uncharacterized. Gene Ontology annotation, molecular function: tRNA-intron lyase activity; nucleic acid binding. Lineage: Eukaryota; Fungi; Basidiomycota; Microbotryomycetes; Sporidiobolales; Sporidiobolaceae. The transcript is spliced from 3 exons. The record is from RefSeq and is a predicted model, not a curated record. Gene Ontology annotation, biological process: tRNA-type intron splice site recognition and cleavage; tRNA splicing, via endonucleolytic cleavage and ligation. Gene Ontology annotation, cellular component: tRNA-intron endonuclease complex. The coding region runs from base 1 to 1434 and encodes 477 amino acids.
AUGGCCGCCGUACAGCAGCCACCAGCACCCACACCGGCACCGGCACCGCCCCGCAUCAACGCGACCAGGCCCGAGAACCUCGGACCUUCGACCAAGCGCAUCUCAAAGGCCCAGCUCCUGCUCGAGUACCAGCAGCUCCUGCCCCUCGAGCCUGCCCACAACCGCCGCAUCCUCGACCUCGUCGUCCCCUCGUUCCUCGCCCGCACCCGCACCCCGCUCGCCGCACCUCGCGUCGACGCCGUGUGGGACACGCUCCUCCAAGCCGUCGCCGUCCCCGACGACAAGCACAUGACCAGGCUCUGGCGCCAGGGCUUCUUCGGCAAGGGCUUCCUCUCGCGCUCCGAGCCAUCGUGGCGCCGCCGCGUCGACAACCGCAUCGCCGACUACCACGGCCGCUCCGACAAGCGCCUCACCCCGGAAGAGGUCACCGCACUGCGCCGCAUCGAGCGCAAGGGCACCAAACUCGCAAAGAAGCUCGAGCGCGACCACGACCGCCUCGUCGCCGCCUCGACCGCCACCGACCGCGUCGUCCUCGACCAGGCCCAGGUCGACGUCCAGGCCAACGCCAAGGGCAAGGGCAAGGGCAAGGAGGUCGUCGACGUGCCCGUCGACAUCGAGGCCGACGCCGACGAGCAGGACCCGCCCCCGCCAGCGUGGCACCUCGACGCCGAGCACUCGCAGCUCCAGCCCGAGGAGGCCUUCUUCCUCGUCUUUGCGCUCGACGCCCUCAGCCUCACCGUCUCGGACCCGUUCGCCCCCGACGCCGCCACGGCCGUCGACCGGCCGCCCAAACCCCUCUCGAUCCUGGCCGCCUUCCGCCUCUUCCUCGAGGCCGCGUGCCCGUCCCUCGUCCCCCUCCCCCUCCCCCUCUCGCCCACCCAGAGCACCCCGCCCUACGACCCUCGCCUCGCGCGCCUCGACUCGCCGUUCCUCGUCAGCUACGCCGCGUACCACCACUUUCGCUCGAUGGGCUGGGUCGUCCGCUCGGGUGUCAAGUUCUGCGUCGACUGGGUCUUGUACGGCCAAGGUGGACCGGUCGGGGGCCAUGCCGAGUUCGCCGUCCUCGUCCUCCCAACUUACGUCGACCCAGCCGACGCCGCGUCCAACCCGUUCCGGUCCCACUCGGCGGCGCUCGCCGUCGACCGCGCCGGGGCUUCCUCGUCGGGCGGGGGCGCGACGGGCGACGACGAGCACCGCCAGGGCGAGGGCGAGCGCAAGAACUCGUGGAGGUGGUUCCACACGGUGAACCGGGUGUGCAGCGGGGUCAAAAAGACCCUCGUCCUCGCGCACGUCGUCAUCCCGCCUCUCUCGUCCCUCCCCGCACACGCCGCCGACCCGCACUGGGUCGCAAAGCACCCGGCCCAGGCCCUCGCGCGCCUCGAGGUCCGCGAGGUCGUCGUCAGGAGGUUCUUGGCCGGCAGGAUGCGCGAUUGA